AUGGUGUCAGGUCAGAUCUCUAUUGCCCAAACCUCAACAUAUGCAUUGAUGGACACUGAUGCAUCACAUUCUUUUGUAGCUGCCUCUUUUGUUGAAAAAUUGAAUAGAAUGCUUGAACCUAUGCCUAGUGUCUGUGGGGUGUCAUUGCCUUCAAGGGAAGAUAUGGUGGUGCGGUCAUGGUAUGGUGCCAUAAUGAACUGUAAGAAGAGGAUAGUGGUUUUCAAACUGGUAGGAGAAAAGCAGUUUACGUUCCAAGGCGCAGCCAGGGAAAAGAAAUUCGUGAUGGUCUCUGCCAUGAAGGCGAGGAAGGUGUUAGGGGACGGGAGCAUCGAUAUUCUCCAAGAUAGAUCUCCGAUCAGAGUUAAGGAGUCAGACAUACCUAAGACAACGUUUCAGACGCGGUAUGGUCACUAUGAGUUCCUAGUGAUGUCCUUCGGACUCAACAAUGAACCUGCUGCAUUCAUGGACCUCAUGAACCGAGUGUUUAGCGAGUUUCUAGAUAAAUUCGUCAUUGUGUUUAUUGAUGAUAUUUUGAUAUACUCGAGGAACUCAGAGGAACAUGCAGUGCAUUUGGAGGUGGUUCUUCAGCAUAUGAAGGAACAAAAACUUUAUGCCAAAUUCUCCAAGUGUGAAUUUUGGCUGGAAAAGAUGCCACCCAAACGUCUCCCACCACUUGAGAUCCCUAUGGAGGAUCAUUAUGUCGGUCGUAUGACCUAUAAGGGUUCCGGGAGGUUAACAAAAUUGAAGAAAAGAUUUGAGGAGCAUGGAUUGUUGGGGAGGGAGAAUGAGUCUGUUUUUGGACCAUUCUUCACAGCCCCUCCCUUUUCGUUCUCUGGGGCAUUGGUUCACACACUACUUUUGCGGAAGGUCAAGUCUCCGCGUGGCGAUGAGGUGCACUUCUUGAUGGGCCCAAACUUAUGUAAGUUUGGGGUGCACGAGUUUGCCAUUAUCACCGGCCUGAGCUGCUCCUGUCCACCACUUGCCAUUGACAUUGAACCUCACAUUACUUCCUCCCACCUAGUUGAUACAUAUUUCAGUGUGGAACCCGAAAAAGACAUUCGGUUCAGUAUCUUGGAACGAGCUUUUAGUAUGUGCGAUGUACCUGAUGAUUUGUACAAGCUCGGUUUGGUUUACUUUGUGGAGGGGAUACUAUUGGGCGCUGAGAACGACAAUGCUAUUUGGCGAGAUUCAUUGUCGAUGGUCGAGGAUUUAGAUUAUUUUGAGAAGUAUCCAUGGGGAUCCCUUUCAUUCGAUACAACUGUGAAACAAUUCAAUAGAGAUAUGAAAGCGAUUGGUGGAAUAAUACCAGGUAAGAAGGCGAAGAAGAUCACUGAGGUGGAGUCUUCUAAGGGUUUUAAGGUGGAGGCAAAGUACACUUGCAAGGAGUAUCCACCAGCCUUGCAAUAUUGGGCGUACGAGACGAUUCUUGAUUUACAGAAGGAACACGCCAAGCCCUGUGGAUUCAAGUUCCCUAGGAUGCUACAGUGGGAGAGCAUAGGCCAGCCGAAGCAUUUGCAUUUGAAGGAUGUACUUGCGAGGAGACAUUUGUCAUGCAUUUCUAUCCUAAGGCCUCGACCAAAUGAGCGAGACUUCUUUGAUGUCGUAUAUCAGAGGACAGAGGGGGAUGCUCCUAGGUAUGCGAUGCUGCAGAAUAUGAUCCAGCCUGCACCAGAGGAUGGAAGACCUUACGAUCCUGAGGCAGAGGCUGUUGCGGUGGAUGAGAUAGCCGUUGAGGCUGGCAUAUUUGUGGAGGAUGCCCCGACAGAGUCUGCUCUAGAUACUAGUACAGAACCUACUUCUGCUCCUGCUCCUGCUCCUGGGGCUUAUGAGGAGGUGUUGGGUGAGAUAGCCAGACUAUCAGGUGUAGUGGACGAUGUUAAGGCCACUCUAGGUAUCGUCCUUAAAAAUCAAGAAGUCAUAUUAGAGAAGCUGGCAACACUAGGUGGUAUACCUACUCCUGCACCUACUCCUGCACAUACUCAUGCACCCACUCCAACAGAUGAUGUAGAGUACGACAUUCUCCCCUCAUGUUACGAGCCUUCUGUUGGAGAAGCCACACCUUCUCAGCCAGUGCAGACGGUCUUAGGUAAGCGUACUAGACAGAGACCAGUAAGGUACGGGGACUAUACUCCAGCAGCCAAGAAACCAAAGUUCAAGGACCCAGUUACGAUCCUUCCUUUAAAGGUGUUGGAUCAAGAUAUGUUGACAAAUUUUAACCGAUGGGUACUCGGUGAGAUUGAUAACAGUAGACCGAGGAAGUUGGAAUGUUGUGAUGGGACCCCUGUUUGGUUCUUGAAGUUGAAGGUGGCAAAAGAAUGGUUGGCAGAAACUCAUCUCGACGCUGCGAAUUAUCUUAUACGGAGACGUCUUUUUGAGUUGCCGAAGACGUACCCCGUGAAAGCCACCGUACUUGAUUCAUCAUUUGCACAAUAUAUUCCUGCCAGAUACGAGGAAUUCAAGAAAAAUGGCAGGACUUACCAAUGGGACUUGGACAUUCUUGAUUUCCUGAAAGGAGAUGCCAAAAAGUACAAGAAGCCUUGGGGUGAUUGCAACGAGGUCUACUUCCACUGGUGCAUGGAAAAUCGGCACUGGGUCCUUUGCGAAAUAAAUUUCGCUGAUUGGAUGAUCACUAUAUUUGACUCAGAUCAUUCUAACUUUAGCCAUAAUAAGUUGUCUGAGUUGAUGGAGCCUUGGACUAGGAUGCUUCCAUCUUUACUCAACGCUUCUGGUAUGUUUAAAGGACACCCCAAGUUGAAAAUAGCUAGACCGAAGAUCACCGUUCCAAACUUUGAUUGGCGGCGCAUGUCCACUGAUAUUAUCCCACAGUCUAGAACCAGCGGAGAUUGCGGUGUAUUCGCCAUCAAACACUUGGAGUUCAUUCUUGGAGACAUUCCCUUAUCAUAUGCCAUCGAGGACAACAUUCAGUACUUCAGGGAUAAAUUAUGCAUCGACAUUUUUUAUGAGAAUGUGUACCCUUGAUGUUAGAACAUUUAUUUUGAUUUCGAUGACACACAAUAGUAUAUUUCUCCUUAGUAUUGUAUAUAAAAAAUGUCGUUUCGAUUAACAAA
Humulus lupulus (European hop) is the source of this 3068-nucleotide messenger RNA. RefSeq lists its product as uncharacterized. The transcript is spliced from 8 exons. The record is from RefSeq and is a predicted model, not a curated record. Gene Ontology annotation, molecular function: cysteine-type peptidase activity. NCBI's taxonomy places the organism in Eukaryota, Viridiplantae, Streptophyta, Magnoliopsida, Rosales, Cannabaceae. Bases 1 to 2979 code for a protein of 992 amino acids. Gene Ontology annotation, biological process: proteolysis.